Molecule: messenger RNA, 2707 nt
Organism: Cyanistes caeruleus (blue tit)
Lineage: Eukaryota; Metazoa; Chordata; Aves; Passeriformes; Paridae
Source: RefSeq, a predicted model, not a curated record
CGCACGCGCAGCGCCUCUCCCGCCCACCGCGCGUGCGCAGGGGCCGCGCGCUGACGGAGGGGCCGGUGGCAGCUUGCCCCACACUGUGAGGAGAGCCAUGCUGAGGGCCGGGGAUGCCGUCCUGCGGCUGCAGCCGCGCUGCUGCGCACUCCUGGCCUGGCGCUCCCUGCACAGGCAGCCGCUGCACCCCGAGUGGGCUGCCCUGGCUCAGAAGCAGCUGAAAGGCAAGAACCCAAAGGAUUUAAUUUGGCACACCCCAGAGGGGAUCGACAUCAAGCCUUUAUACUCCAAAAGGGACACAGAGGACUUCCCUGAGGAGCUGCCAGGGGUGAAGCCUUUCACUCGAGGGCCUUACCCCACCAUGUACACGUACAGGCCGUGGACCAUCCGCCAGUAUGCUGGCUUCAGUACAGUGGAGGAGAGCAACAAGUUCUACAAGGACAACAUCAAAGGUGGGGCAGCUGGUCUGGGAAACCACACUGCCUUAUUAACAAGUAACAACGUGUGUCAGCAGAGCCAGGGAACAACAGGUUUGGGGAGGGAACAGUGUUUAAAUCAAAAUUUAGUUUGCCAUCCAAACCUGAAUCAAGUAGGUUAUGAUUCAGACAAUCCACGAGUUCGAGGAGAUGUUGGAAUGGCUGGAGUUGCCAUCGACACAGUGGAAGACACCAAAAUCCUUUUUGAUGGAAUUCCUUUGGAGAAAAUGUCAGUUUCCAUGACAAUGAACGGGGCAGUCAUUCCUGUGCUGGCUACAUUCAUUGUGACUGGAGAAGAGCAGGGAGUGCCUCAGGCCAAGCUGACAGGGACAAUCCAAAAUGACAUCCUGAAGGAGUUCAUGGUCAGAAAUACCUACAUUUUCCCCCCAGAACCAUCCAUGCGGAUCAUUGCUGACAUCUUCCAGUACACCUCAAAGCAUAUGCCAAAAUUUAAUUCCAUUUCCAUCAGUGGGUACCACAUGCAAGAGGCAGGAGCUGACACCAUCCUGGAAUUAGCUUAUACCAUAGCAGAUGGCUUGGAGUACUGCAGAACUGGGCUUAAAGCUGGCCUCACUAUUGAUGAAUUUGCACCUAGGCUCUCUUUCUUCUGGGGAAUUGGCAUGAACUUCUAUAUGGAAAUAGCAAAGCUGAGAGCUGGGAGGAGGCUGUGGGCUUACUUGAUUGAGAAAAUGUUUAAGCCCAAGGAUUCCAAAUCUCUUCUGCUGAGAGCUCAUUGUCAGACUUCGGGCUGGUCACUCACUGAGCAGGAUCCCUUCAACAACGUCAUCCGCACCACCAUCGAAGCCAUGGCUGCGGUGUUUGGAGGGACGCAGUCUUUGCACACCAAUUCCUUUGAUGAAGCCUUGGGGCUGCCCACAGUGAAGAGUGCUCGCAUUGCCCGGAACACACAGAUCAUAAUCCAGGAGGAAUCAGGGAUUCCCAAAGUGGCAGAUCCCUGGGGGGGAUCUUACCUCAUGGAGUGCCUCACCAAUGAUGUCUAUGAAGCUGCUUUAAAGCUUAUUGAGGAAAUAGAAGAAAUGGGUGGAAUGGCCAAAGCUGUUGCUGAGGGGAUCCCCAAACUUCGUAUUGAAGAGUGUGCAGCCCGGAGACAAGCCAGGAUUGACUCCGGGUCUGAAGUAAUUGUUGGAGUGAACAAGCACCAGCUAGAGAAAGAGGAGACUGUGGAAGUUCUGGCCAUUGAUAACUCUGUAGUCCGUGCCAAGCAGAUUGAGAAAAUCAACAAGGUGAAGGCCAGCAGAGACCAAGCAGCAGCCCAGCAGUCCCUGGCUGCUCUCACACAAUGUGCUGCCACUGGGGAAGGCAACUUACUUGCUCUGGCAGUGGAAGCAGCACGUGCCAGGUGCACCGUGGGGGAGAUAACAGAUGCCAUGAAGAAGGUGUUUGGGGAGCACAAAGCCAGCGACCGCAUGGUGAGCGGGGCCUAUCGCCAGGAGUUUGGGGAGAGUGAUGAAAUCCUUCAUGCCAUCAAGAGAGUUAACAAGUUCAUGGACCGUGAGGGCCGCAGGCCUCGUAUCCUCGUUGCCAAGAUGGGUCAGGAUGGCCACGACAGAGGAGCCAAAGUCAUCGCAACCGGAUUCGCAGACAUCGGCUUUGACGUGGACAUAGGUCCCCUCUUCCAGACCCCGCGGGAGGUGGCGCAGCAGGCGGUGGAUGCAGACGUGCACUGUGUCGGGGUGAGCACGCUCGCCGCCGGGCACAAAACCCUGGUGCCUGAACUCAUCAAGGAGCUCAAUGCCCUGGACAGGCCUGACAUCCUGGUCAUGUGUGGAGGAGUCAUCCCCCCUCAGGAUUAUGACUUCCUGUAUGAAGCUGGUGUUGCCAAUGUGUUCGGUCCAGGCACUCGUAUUCCAAAAGCAGCUGUGCAAGUAUUGGAUGAUAUUGAGAAGUGCCUGGAGAAGAGACAGCAAUCCAUGUAACUCUGAAAUGUCACAAUCAGCCUUACACUGACCACUUGAUUGUCAGCAAGGGAUGGCCAGCCACAAACCUCUGCUCCCACUGCCCCCUGGCCUCGUGUUUUGUGCUUUCUAAGAAAGUUCUAAACUCUCUGCGUGUUCUAUUUGAAGAUUAUUCAUAUAGAUACCCACAAGAUAAUUUUAUCUCUAGAGCUAUGACUUCAGGAAGUGAAGAGAAUUCAAAAUAAGUGUGUUUGGGGUUUUUUUUUCCAGAUAUACUGAUAAAUAAAAUAACUGCUGCAGCUCUUUUUUGCCUCA